This is a messenger RNA of Leptidea sinapis, 3918 nucleotides long. RefSeq lists its product as uncharacterized. NCBI's taxonomy places the organism in Eukaryota, Metazoa, Arthropoda, Insecta, Lepidoptera, Pieridae. The record is from RefSeq and is a predicted model, not a curated record. The coding region runs from base 210 to 1619 and encodes 469 amino acids. The transcript has 7 exons.
CGUAUCAAUUAAACAAAUGAUUAUAUAUUUGCGUUUUCUAAUCCGGAAAUCGCGAACACAACAAAAACAAACGUGGAUGCGGCAAGUGGAACUUUCACCUGCGCCGGCGCAGCGCGGCGACCGCUCGGUCGAUCAGUCGCGCUCUAGCCGGGCGAGUGAUCGCGGGUUGUGUUGUGUGUUCGUGAGUCGUGAGCGAUGCGCGCGCGAACAUGACGGAGGAGUCUCGCACCGAGCGGGGCGACGCGGCCGAGCCCGCGCCCGCCGCGGACUUCCCCACCAUAUCCGUGAAGUCCGAGGACUCCACCGAGCAGCUCAUCUGCAAGACGCCGCAGAAAUCCAAAGGACUGAGUGUCAGCUCCAAGAGCGCGGAGGCCGGCAGCUCGGGCGGGCGCCCCCGGCGGCGGCUGGUGGUGCUGGGCGCGGCACAGGCGCUGCUGGGCGCCGCACUGGUGUCGGGCGGCGCCCUGGGCGUGGUGAAGGGUGCCGCCCUGGCCCGCGUGGGCGCCGGCCUGUGGGCGGGCGGCGCCGCCCUGGCCGCGGGCGUGGUCGGGGUGCUAGCCGGCGUCCACGAGUGCUAUGGCCUCGACGGCUCCACCUCAGGGGGUCUGGCGACCGCCUUCCUGGCGCUGUCCCUGGUGAGCCUGGCCUGCGGGAACAGCGUGGCGGUGCUGGCUGCCACCGGCCUGCAGCGGGACGCGAGCCGGGAGCCCUCGCCGCUCCUCACCUUCCAGGACGAGAUGCAGGCUUGGACUCCGGUGCUCGCCAACAUCGCGCUGCUCAUCAUAUCCUCGGUGCACUGCAUCGUGUGCGUGGUCUCCAUCUACCACCUGUCGCGCAGGCUCUGCUCUUGCUUCCGCCCCAAGCAGUCCUAUGAGCACAACCAGUUCGACCCCGCCUUCAAAAACCAGCACUCGUGCGUGUUCCACGUGGACGAGGUGAAGAAGGCGCAGGAUGUGGAGCGGCUGAAGGGACACGAGCUCUGUAAGGAGCUGGAGGCCAAGCUGCAGGGAGAUACGAUGAGGAAGAAGAAGGAGCAGGAGUUCGGCAGCGCCAACAGCCGCGAGCACCUGGUGUCCCGCUGGCUCGGCCACACGGGCCCCGCGCCGCCCCGGACCGGCCCCAGAAAGACGCGCAAGCAUCCUGCACCCGCUGUGCUCCUGGUGCCGGCACAUCCUCACAGCACGCUGGGUCGUAUGCCGAUGAGCGUGGUGAUGCCCCCGCGUCCACUGCCGCGUCCCUACGCCACGCUACCGCUCCCGCCUCAGCCUCCUCCCAUCUACUACCCGCUACACGACCCGCGUGUCCGCCGCCGCCGCUCGCCCCGUGAAAAGCGCCGCGCCGGUCGUGUGCGGCCUCGCCGCGAGCGUGAGCGACAGCGGGAGCGGGACACUCAGCUCACCCGCUCGCUCGAGCGGAUCCACCGCAAGCGGCGAGCGGAGCGAGAGCGACUGUCGGAGGCGGAGCUCAAGAGGACGUACACCGGCCUCGAUAGAGCGUACGCCGAGCAGUUCAUCGCGGUGUGCGACGAGAGCCGCCACUACCACGAGCUGCUGGACUCACUGGCGACCACCACGACUCUCGCCACCACCGACUCCUGCGACUCGCACCACUCCCACUAGACUCUCACACGACAGAGAGCUCAAGUUGAAAACAUAUUCGCGAGAGCGUCCUCUUCAUCUCAGGCCCAGGUCAGACCCGACGACGGCGAAAGAAAGAAAGAGUAUGCGAAUGAAUAAAGAGAGAACUUUAUCAAGCUUUCGUUCACAUAGUCAGACAACACGAACGGGCUCCCCAGGAGGCGACUCUCGACCUCAAUGUUUGAACCUGUCCAAACUUUUUGUUUACAACUUACUUUUUUCUUCCACUUUGUUCUCUUGAGCGAUAGUCGGGUGAUGGAAUCGCGUGCUGUUAAUACACUUUAAUGAAUACUUAUAUUGUAUUCAAACUACUUAGUCAAAUACUGCUGUAGAUACUUCUAGCUUUAUUUCUAGCGUAAACAAUAUUUACUGCAAGCACACGUUGAAUCACCAUUAUAUUAAGAUAUAAGAUAAGUUAUUUUACUGACACUUCCCUUCUAUUAUGAUAUGUGUGAUAGAGACUGGAUAUUUUAUUGUUAUAGAUAUAAUUGGCACAAUGUUUUCGAUACGAACAUUAUUAAAACUAGGAGAGAUCGAAUUACAAGACCCAAUAGAGGCCGGUAUUCUAUCAAGACUCAAUCUUUAGUUGUAUUCCAUGCUUGUGUUCUACCAGAAUACCUACAUUGGAAGGACUUGCAUCUCACCACCAUGUGAAAUCGAAACCGUUAUGUCUUUUAUAAUUCAGUUAUGCAUAAGUAAGUAUAGGGCUAAAUCUAUGGAUUUUCUAGUUGUAAUAACUAGUAUAAAUAAAUCCCUUUUUCUGUCCCAUCCAAUUGUCAUAAAUUACAUUAGUUAUAACGAAGAAAAUACUCUACGAUAGAUAUUAUUUUGAAAUGUGUUAUUAAUACAUUUUAUUGGUUGUUAGUAGUUAUAUAGUAGGUAUGUGUAUUAUUUGUUGUUACUUUUUAUAUAUUCUAGUGUUGUAUGUGCAUCGCUCCAUAUUACUAAAACACAUUUCUAGAAGGACUUAGAUAUACUACACUGUUACUUGUAAGUAGGUAUCAACUAUAAAUUCCUGACUAAUGUUUGAUUUUGUUUUACUUGGCAAUGUUCCUUCUACAAAGGCGAUAGAGAGUUAAGUUAGUUUAAAGUUCAUAUUAAAAUUUUAUAUAGUAACAUUAGUUUUGGUUUGCUACCAAACGAGAUUCGAUUCUUGAUCUACCUUUUCUACCAAUGGUGAGCGACACUGUAGGUAACUUAUUGCAGGUUACUGUAUUGAUACCUUAUUAUCGUCAAAUAUCUGUGUUAUACUUUACUUUUUGUAGUAAAUUCGUUAAUUUUUUAAGUUUAUUUCUCAUGUAUAUUUCGUUGUAUAUUCUAUUCAUAGAUUACUUAUAUGUUUGUAGCUAUAAAUAGGUACCCAUGUUUCACUAUCGCUUAUAACGAGUUUUAGUAAGUUUACUUUUGGAAUAGAUCGGAAUCAAACGUGUUUCGUCUGUUUUGUUUGUAACACUCACGCCCUCUGUAUUAUUCAAGGCUGAAACUAUAUCUAUCUUAAAUAUACCGUGUUUACUGAGAAACUAGAUGAAAACUGCAAAAUUAAAAAAACAAAGUGAAUAUUCUCAAGACUUUUUUUUACUGAUUUUAAAGUAGAUAUAUUAGAUAGUAAGAUUGCAUAUUAUAUGUAAAUAUGUUGCUCAAUUUAUACUUAGGAUAGACUUAACUGUAAGUACUUACAUAAUUAUAAGAUAUCAAAGAGUACGAAACAAUGCCCCGCGGAUCCUCCUGUGGUAUGUUCUCGUAAGUAAGUACAUUGUUAAAAUACUCAGUGUGUUCAACGGAACACAAAGACAACGUCUAGUACGCCACAAUAGGAUCAAAGCUACAGUUAUUAGUAAUAAAUUUACUCAAACGUCUGAGCUGUUUCGUUUGUUUUGGAAGUUUUCGAAUGAUUGGUCAAUAUUUAAAAUGUAAACAUGAACUAAAAAUCAUCCCAAAAUCUGUUCACUAAAUAUAUUAUUGCAAAAAAAAAGAAUUCAAUCAAAUAUUUAUUCAUUCUUUAUCGUUUGUAGCAAUGUUUGUUGAUUUUACAGUAAUUUCUGACUUCCUUUUUAUUGAACCAGUCUUUUGAAAAUCGUGCGUAAUUUAACUCUAUUACCAGUAAAACGAAAUGUAAAUUAAAAAACUUUUAUUUUACAAUAAAUUUAUCAAUAAAUAAUCUACAAUACCAACUCAACUACAUAUCAAUUCACAACGAAAUAUCUUGUAAAUAUAUUUACAAUGCGACCUAACUGUAGUCGUGAUGCUUCACUUGAAAAUGUAAUAAAUUAUAAUAUUUAAA